Molecule: messenger RNA, 1881 nt
Organism: Puntigrus tetrazona (Sumatra barb)
Lineage: Eukaryota; Metazoa; Chordata; Actinopteri; Cypriniformes; Cyprinidae
Gene: cldn8.1
Product: claudin 8.1
Exons: 1
Coding region: 150-935 (261 amino acids)
Biological process (GO): bicellular tight junction assembly; cell adhesion
Cellular component (GO): plasma membrane; bicellular tight junction
Molecular function (GO): structural molecule activity
Source: RefSeq, a predicted model, not a curated record
GAUUUCAUAGCAACCAGCCCGGAGUUCCCUCCCUCCCCUGAGCGAGAGGGCGGAGGCUGGGAACAGGUGAAUGCCUAUCAGCUCCCAUUCCAGCGGGAUGCAAAACCUCACAGUCUAAACCAGUCCUCACUCUUCAGGCUCCCGGAAUCAUGGCGAGCGGCGCCCUGGAGAUCGUGGGAAUGUGCGUGAGCCUGAUCGGCCUCAUCGGGGUGGCGGCUAGCACCGGGAUGCCGAUGUGGCGGGUCACGGCGUUCAUCGGGGAGAACAUCAUCGUGAUGGAGACCCGCUACGAGGGCUUGUGGAUGAACUGCUUCCGGCAGGCCAACAUUCGGAUGCAGUGUAAGGUGUACGACUCUUUGCUGGCGCUGUCUCCAGACCUCCAGGCUGCCCGGGGUCUCAUGUGCUGCUCUGUGGCGCUGACCGGGCUGGGUUUACUGAUUGCCAUCGCCGGGAUGAGGUGCACGGCGUGCAUCCAAGGGAACGACCGCGCCAAGCGCAUGGUUCUGAUCAUCGCCGGCUGCAUGAUCCUAGCGGGCUGCCUCUGCUGCAUCAUCCCCGUCUCCUGGACCGGACACGCCAUCAUCCAGGAUUUCUACAACCCCUUGCUCAUCGAUGCCCAGCGUAGGGAGCUCGGGGAGGCGUUGUACAUCGGUUGGGUCUCUUCCGCCUUCUUAUUCGCCGGCGGGUGCAUAUUCACCUGCUGCAGCGGGCCCCUGGACAAGGGCCCGGAUCCGAGGUACAUGUACACCAGGAACCCACCCUAUGUGGCCUAUCAGCCGCAACCCGUGGCCUAUCACCCUCAGCCUCGCUCGGUGUACAGUCACCCGUCCGGGCCACCGUCGUUCAUCGAGCAGUCGUACCAACCGUCCAGACAGCAGUCGUUCAUUCAGCCGUCCCGACAUCCGUCCGCCCGCAGCGCCGUGGCUUAUCUCUAAAAUCCAGCUGGACGUCUCACAAGCUUGUGUGUUUAUGUUAGAGACAGAUGAAAAGGACAGGCUUCUAACCAAAAGUUUUUUUUUUUUUUUUUAAGUAUAUUUGGAAACAAAACUGUUUCAUUUUUGGGAACGUUUUCGGCUAUGUUUAGAUGUUAUUUCUACUCAUAUCUAUGCAGGAGCGGAUGACAGAUGUGAAGAACGUCUAACCAAAGCUUUUUUUUUUACACAAGGUAAAGAUAUUUGGAAAUAUUUAAAAAGGGGUUACACUUCAUUUUAAGGUGUCCUUGCUACAGUUUAAUUCUACAUUUAAAGAAGGAGUACUUUAUAAGUAGAGCUUGGCUUAGGGUUACUUGCAUGUAAUUAUACAUAAUUUAUUGUUAUUAUAAUAGUAAAUACACAGCAUGUAACAUAUAUAAAAACAACACCUUAAAAUAAAAUGUUAUCUCUGUUUUAAAUUUAACAAACGUAGGCCUACAUUUAUUUAUUUAUUUUUCUGUUCCAUUCUUAAGAAUGUUUUUGAAUGCCAUUUCUAAUUUGGCUUUUUAAGUAGGAAAGAAAAAAUGAAUUUCUAGCCAUGGGUGUUACAAAAAAAAAAAAAAAACAUUUUAUAAACUUGGGCCUGCAUUUCAUAUUUUUUUUUUUUUUGGGGAGAACGAUUUUGACAGAAUAGUUAAUAUAGUAAGAGAACUUUGAGAACUGUGACUAAGAUGAAGAAUUGUUUUUAAGAUUUUUUUGUUGUUGUUUUUAUAUGAUUCAAUGUAAAGUACAGAUAACAGAUCAUACCUCAGGAUGUUGUAAAGUAUGUUAAUCGAGGUAUUUUUGUAUUAUCUCAAAGCUGUCUAUAAUAGAAAUGAGGAAAUAAAUGUUUUAUAUUGAGAUAUGUGUUUUUAUGUGAAUACCAAGGCGCAAAAAACAAUGCUUUAACUCAAUAAACAAGUAAAAAAUA